AUGGCAUCAGAGAAUGAGACCAAACUCUUGGAAGCCAAGUGCUUCUGUGGUUCUGUGCACUUCACCGUUGAAGUUCCCAUUGUCGCACUUCCCCUGCCAGUUCAUCUUUGCCAUUGCACGGUGUGUCGUUAUCGCUCUGGUGCGCCAUGUGUAUUCCACACCAACCUGCCAAAAGAGGCACCCAUGAAGUUCAUAUCGCCUUCUGUAGAGGCAAAUAUGACAGUCUAUACUUUCGAAGAGCGCGUAUCGGCUUGGAAUUUCUGCUCAACAUGUGGAUGUCACAUCACCUCUGUGGAUCGUGACGAUGGUCACUGGACCGUUUCGACAUCCAUCUUCAAGGACCACGGACCUGAGAAUUUCCAGGUCAAGCGGCACAUCUACAGCGAUUCGACGUUCGACCGUGGGCUUCCUACCAUCAUACCCCAAGUCGAUGGGCUCCAACUUGAGGACUGGAACCCUCCUCACGAUGAUCCAAGCUCCGAGACUUUAGUCCCGAAGCUUGAGCACGACGCAAAUGGCGGGGAGCGGCUGCGAGCUGAGUGUCACUGUGGCGGCGUGUCAUUCACCAUCGGUCGACCAACUAAGGACGUGCUCGAGGACGCACAGCUCAAAGACUUUGUCUCCCCUCUCGAUCAGACGAAAUGGAUGGCACUGUAUGACGCUUGUGAUGACUGCAGGCUCCUCAAUGGAACCCAUCUCGUGGGAUGGGCCUUUAUCCCCCUCUCCGCAUGCGACCCUCCCAUCGCGAGAGAUCUGAAGAUAGGUACCGCAAAAACGUACCAGAGCUCACCAAAUGUCCUGCGUUCAUUCUGUGGAACUUGCGGCGCGACCGUCUUCUACACGUGCGACGAGCGCUGCCCACCAGGGGGGGAGUCAGUCGUCGAUCUCGCGACCGGAAUCCUGCGGGCCACUGAAGGUUCAAUGGCUGAGAGAUGGUUAACUUGGCGAUCGAACCCUGCUUGGCUGCCGUCUGGGAAGCAGUAUCAUCGCGCUUUCAGUGAGGCUUUGGAACAGGGAAUGAAAGGUGUAGCCGCCAUCUUCCAUUCGAUGGUAACACCUCAAAAACGAACGCUUGCGCCUGGUGUAGGGUUUGCGUCCAUCCUUUAUCGUCGCCAAUACAUUCGAUGCAUGGCUUCGUCCGCUCGCUCAUACAACGCUGCAUCCAUGCACCCCUGCGCAACCUAUGCGAAACCACUAAUAACGAUACAGAAUGCGAUCGACUCGCUCAAUUCCCUCCAAACCUCUCAUGCGGCUUUUAAAGCGCGGAUAAAGGCUGGCAUAAAGCCCGAUGCAUCCUCAAUCGCAGAGAUGAAGACAUAUAUACGCCGUCUUGGCUAUACAACGUCUGAUCUCGAUCGUUUAAACAUCAUUCAUGUCGCUGGCACCAAGGGAAAGGGCACUACAUGCGCCUUUGUUGAUUCUAUUCUAUCCCGCUAUCGGACUACACAUGGAGUUCCUCGGAAGACGGGGCUCUUCAUCUCCCCUCACCUAGUCUCGGUGCGGGAGCGGAUACGUAUCAAUUCCGCCCCGAUACCUGAGGCUCUGUUUGCGAGGUAUUUCUUCGAUGUAUGGGACCGUUUAGGAUCGGCAGCCGAAGAAGUUGGCGUUGAGCAAGCCAAUCAGGAAAAUGGCUCUCCUCUGGAUAUCAGGCCUACAUACGCUCGCUUUCUGACACUCAUGAGCUGGCACGUCUUCUUGCAAGAAGGCGUCGAUGUAGCAGUUUAUGAAACAGGGAUUGGUGGCGAGUUUGACGCGACAAACGUGGUUGAGCGGCCGGUGGCCACCGGUAUCAGCAGCUUGGGAAUUGAUCAUAUUUUUGCACUCGGAGACACCAUCGACAAAAUUGCGUGGCACAAGGCGGGGAUCAUGAAGACAGGUUCCCCGGCUUUCACCAUUGAACAAGUUCCGGCUGCUCAAAGAGUUCUCCAAGAGAGAGCAGACGAGAAAGGUGUGGAUUUGCAAACUCUCAAAAUCGACCCUCGGCUUCGAGAUGUGCGAAUACGUCCAGAUGCCGAGUUCCAGAAGAAAAAUGCAACGCUUGCGACUGCCCUGGCGGAGACUGCCUUGACACGACUCGGGGUCUUGACACCGCGCCAGGAUGUUCUGCCCGAUGAGUUCCGAAAAGCACUCGAGGGCACUAUGUUCCGCGGACGUUGUGAAAUCAAAGCUGAAGACCAAGUGGUUUGGCAUCUGGAUGGUGCACAUACGGCCGACAGCCUUACGCUCGCUUCCAAAUGGUUCGCUAAUGAGACGUCUGGACAAAUCGGACCGCGAGUCUUGGUGUUUAACCAACUAGGCCGGGUCGAGGCCAUCGACUUCCUAAAUCUGAUUUUCGCUGCCAACAAACAAGAGAAUGGCCCGCCAUUUAGCCAUGUUAUAUUCUGUACAAAUAUCACACACGCCCAAACCGGUUACAAACGCGAUUUCGUUAAUAACCAAUAUGAUACCAAGGAGAUUGAGUCUCUGGCAGUGCAGAGGAGAUUUGCUGAGAGAUGGUCGUCUCUGGAUCCUGACGCUUCGGUUGUAGUUUUACCAACUAUCGAGCAGGCUCUUACUCACGUCCGAGAACUUGGAGUUACACUGCCAACUAAAGAUGAAAAGAUUCAAGCUUUUGUCACCGGUAGCUUGCAUUUGGUUGGUGGUGCGCUGGGCAUAUUAGAGAAUGCCGAUGCUCUUUAG
Clonostachys solani is the source of this 2679-nucleotide messenger RNA. Lineage: Eukaryota; Fungi; Ascomycota; Sordariomycetes; Hypocreales; Bionectriaceae. The record is from the annotation of a GenBank genome assembly.